CUAAAAUUUUGCAGCCGUCAUCGAACUACACUUUCUCUAUUCUCUUCAUUUUCUCCUUCCCCAGUUAGAUCUCAAAUUUCUGUCCACCAAAUUCUUUGGCAGUAAACACAUUUGAAAUCUGUUGGAGUGAAAUCAGGAGAAUUCGAGGUGCAAAGAAGUAAGAUUUUGAUGGAAAUCGACCAGACUGUAUGGGUGUACACAGGUAACACAAUGGAAAUUGACCAGAGUGUAAGGGUGCACACAACUAACACAAUGGAAGUAGACCAGAGUGUAGGGGUGCUUGCUGAAUUUGUGAUGCCUACUGAAGAUAUCUACCCAGAUUCGGCGCCAACUCAAGGAAGUGAACUUAAAGGGGCAGUGGAAGCUGUAGGCGAGGUCACAGUAUGUUGUGCAACAAAAGGAGAUAAGUUUCUAGGUGCUGGCCAACUAUAUGAAAAAGGUAAGAUCUGCAAAGAAGUUGUUCUGGAUGAGAAAUAUGAAGAUGUUGGAGGCUUCAGUGUAUUGAAGACACAAGCGUCCUUGUAUAAAGAGAUCUGGUUGAAUUAUGGGCACAUUGCUUCGAACCAAGUUCUGUCAGAUUUCUAUUAUUAUUCCCAAGUAGUCCUUGUCUCUGAAAUAAUGACUUGUAUUCGGGAUAUGAAUCGCUACCAUCUCGACCAGGUUUCUUCUAAGGUGAUCGACUCUUGGGAGAUGAAGGUAGAAGUUGCAGAGAAACUUGGAUUUAACAUCAGCUGGCUUCGUGAACGCUUGGAAGAUAUUAAGAAAACUAUUGCUGAGGAGAAGGAGCUUCAAGACACAUUGAGGGAACAGGAUGAGACAAAGGCACAAGUUAUCGAGGCUGAGCAGGAGUUGGUCUUGGCAAAAGAGCAACUUUUGGCUUUGGAAACAAAGAUUUCUCCCCUACUCAUAGAGAGACAAAAUUUGAUAGAAAAAUGCAGCGGUGGUUUGUUGCUUUUAGAUUGCGGGACGAACUUGUCUCUUGUCACGGAUACAGUGGAGAUGGAUCCGAUUACGAUGGAGGAGCCUGUUGAUAACAUCAACUCAAUGAUGGUGCCUUAUACAGGAAUUGCAUGAAAAACAGGCAUGAUUCGUCGCCUCAACAUAGAGUGUUGUUAUACCUUUAGUUAAGGAUAUGUACUUUUGAGUCUGAUGCAGACUAAAUGGAUGAUUUGCUUCCAAAAUCAUGUAAUAUCGCAUCAACCUGGUGAUGGGCUGGGGAUGCGUAAGUUUGGUUCCGUAAUAUUGUAUCAACUUGGCUAGACAGGUAGGCUUGCAUUUUGUAUCAACUUUGGGUGGCACAUCAGGGGUUGAUCAAAGGUUUAUAGUCAAGUUCAAACCUGAAACUAUGUUAAACAAUUUACCUAUUCAGCAAA
Messenger RNA from Papaver somniferum (opium poppy), 1373 nucleotides. RefSeq lists its product as uncharacterized. The transcript has 2 exons. The coding region runs from base 169 to 1074 and encodes 301 amino acids. NCBI's taxonomy places the organism in Eukaryota, Viridiplantae, Streptophyta, Magnoliopsida, Ranunculales, Papaveraceae. The record is from RefSeq and is a predicted model, not a curated record.